AUGGAUCACGCCGAACCGGAGCCGGAGGCGGCAGAGCCGCCGGUCCAUGGCGUCCAUGGACCGAACCGGAUCCGGCCGUCGUCGUACCGGGCGCUGCGAAGCGCCGUGUCCAGUCUGGCCCGGAUAGACGACUUCUUCUGUGAGAAGAUCGGUUCGGGCUUUUUCUCUGAGGUUUUCAAGGUGCAGCACAGGAUCACAGGGCAGGUCAUGGCGCUGAAGAUGAACACGCUGGCCAGUAACCGAGCCAACAUGCUGCGGGAGGUGCAGCUCAUGAACCGGCUGUGCCACCCCAACAUACUCCGGUUUGUCGGGGUCUGCGUUCACGAGGGGCAGCUCCACGCCCUGACGGAGUACAUCAAUGGGGGUAACCUGGAGCAGCUGCUGGACAGUGAAGAGUAUCUCUCCUGGGCUGUGAGGAUGGACCUGUCCCUGGAUAUUGCGCGAGGGCUGCAGUACCUGCACAAUAAGGGCAUCUUCCACAGGGACCUCACCUCCAAGAACUGUCUGGUGAGAUGUGAGAAUGGGCUCUACAGCGUCGUGGUCGGCGACUUCGGCCUGGCAGAGAAAAUCCCCGACUACAGCGACGGCGUGGAGAAGCAGCCCCUGGCCGUGGUGGGCUCCCCCUACUGGAUGGCCCCCGAGGUGCUGCGAGGGGAACUCUACGAUGAGAAGGUGGACGUCUUUGCAUUCGGCAUCAUCCUCUGCGAGAUCAUCGCCCGGAUACAAGCCGACCCAGACUACCUGCCCCGCACCGAGGACUUUGGGCUGGAUGGGGAAGCCUUCCGGAACAUGGUGGGGGACUGUCCACCCUCCUUCCUGGACCUGGCCUUCUCCUGCUGCAACAUGUGUGCUGCCCAGCGGCCCCCCUUCAUCAAACUAGUGGCACAGCUGGAAAUCCUGCUUGUGGAGAAGGAAGAGCCUGUGACUCAGGCCCUUGCCAGCUGCCCCCGGCGACGGCGGUCCUUCUGUGCCCCGGGCGAUCAGGGGCUGUCCCGGAGCCAGUCGGACAUGCUGCCGCCUGCCGUGCCACCCACCUUGGGCACGCCCGCUCGGGUCAACCCUUUCUCCCUGCGCCAGGACCUGAACGGGGGCAAGAUCAAGCUUUUCGACACGCCCAGCAAAUCUGUCAUCUCGCUGACCUUCACCCUGCCGCCGCCCCCAGAGACCUGCGGCAGCCCCACCGAGGCGGAGCCCCCGCGGGGUUUACACCGGCGGUGCCAGUCGCUGCCCUGCACGCCCGACCUGAGGGGCGCGCCCUUGCUGGCUGCCAACCUCAGUCACGAUGCACGGCCAGAGGGCAUGGCGAUGCUGCAGGAUACAGACAGUGAGGAGGAGGAGGAGGAGGAAGGUGAGGCUCCGGAGAGGAAGGACGAGGCUGGUGAGGGUUUGCAUCGUACUAUGGAUGACUCGGGCGUCCCCCUGGACCUAGACAUGUCCCCCCUGGACCGGCUGGAGGAAGAGGGGGAAAUGGAGAAUUUGUGUCUUGUGGAGCCAAUGGACUGUACCAGCUCCCCCGAUGGUCCAGUCCCCAUCGCGGGAAAGCCCUCGCUCACCAACAGCCCGGUGAUGAAUGGCUGGGACCUGCCCAUCUCCAAUAGCCCCUCGUCCCUGUCUCCCCUUCCCCACCUGGAGAACAACAACAGCACCGUGGUGAUGAGCCGACCCCUGGGCUAUGGCGACAACGGGUACCACAGUCCGCCCGCGGGUGCGGCGCCCUUCCCGCUGCCCAGCUCUGGGGGAAGCGGCCUGGAGCAGGACGAGGUCAUUUCCUGUCCUGGCUGCUGCCUGGCAGGGCUGAGCUUCUCUUCAGUGUGUCUGCGCACUCCCCCACGAGCCCGGAACCCCCACCAUCCCUACAAGAACUUGAACGGCGACGCGGCACGGGGGCUGCUUGGCCACAGCGGCAAAAGCCUGGCCUCCUCCACAGGGUCAUCGGAGCCGGGGUUGGCCCUCCCGGGUGCUCAGACUUAGAUCGCCCCCUACUGGAUGGCCUGUGGAAGUCGCUUUCACACCACCUGUUAAAAAAAAAAAAAAACAGAAGAGAA
This is a messenger RNA of Brienomyrus brachyistius, 2045 nucleotides long. RefSeq names its product testis associated actin remodelling kinase 1b (gene tesk1b). Gene Ontology annotation, molecular function: ATP binding; protein serine/threonine kinase activity. The coding region runs from base 1 to 1971 and encodes 656 amino acids. Gene Ontology annotation, biological process: actin cytoskeleton organization; positive regulation of stress fiber assembly; protein phosphorylation. Gene Ontology annotation, cellular component: cytoplasm; nucleus. NCBI's taxonomy places the organism in Eukaryota, Metazoa, Chordata, Actinopteri, Osteoglossiformes, Mormyridae. The transcript is spliced from 10 exons. The record is from RefSeq and is a predicted model, not a curated record.